This is a messenger RNA of Cucurbita pepo subsp. pepo (vegetable marrow), 1638 nucleotides long. Lineage: Eukaryota; Viridiplantae; Streptophyta; Magnoliopsida; Cucurbitales; Cucurbitaceae. The record is from RefSeq and is a predicted model, not a curated record.
AUACAGUGAGCUGAGAAUAACCUCCGAUUCUGAGUUAGAGGAUGUGCUUCCUGAAGAAGAUGAUGAUAAAAGUUUAAUAUAUGAAAAAAGUUGAUGUGCAAAAGCCCCAUGACGUGACAUCGCUUGCUUGUGAUGCUAAUUUUCAUGGAUUGAGUGAGUUGAAUUGGCUGCCCCGGCCAGAUAAUCCGAUUGCCAACCCUUCUACAUGGGCCGAACUUAUUUCACUGGAUGAUGCAUCAUCCCCUGCAUCCAAUGUCUUGGGACUUUAUUGCGCGAAUUCAAUGGAGAAAAGUGAGCUUACAGAUUCUCUCAAUCAGGAGUCCCCUCUCUCUUGCUCGCCCGAGUUCAUCACAUUACAUCACGACCCACAAAUUGUGGGAAAGUUGGCAACAUCUGAGGAAACAAGAACAGAUAGUAUGGAAAUUGCAUCUCUCAAUCAUUCAGAAUUGAUAAGCACAAAAGUAGAAAUGUUUCGUGAUAGUGACAGUGAGUCCUCUAAGAGUGAUGAGAAACAUGCAAAUCAUAAGAGUGAUAGUGAGUCCUCUGAUAGGGAUAAUAAAAAUACAAAUCAUGACAGUGAUAGUGAGUCCUCUGAUAGUGAUAAGAAAAAUACAGAUCAUAACAGUGAUAGUGAGUCCUCUGAAAGUAACGAGGAACAUGAAGUCAAUUUUAAUGCAAAACAAUCUUUCGAGAAGGAAACUGAUAUAGUUACUAAUGAUUUGAAGCAGUGUCCAUUAAUCAGCACAACCGUUGAAGAAUGUCCUAAAACUAACGAGGGGGUUUAUGAGUAUGCUAUUAAGAACACUAAUGAUGAUAUGGACCAUGACAACAUUAGCGAGUCCUCCGAGAAUGGUAAUGAAUAUGAAAUCUUUAAUUUUGCUACAAGACAGUCUUUAGAGAAGGAAACUGAUAUAGUUACUCAGGUGACCUAUGAAUCUGCUAUUAAGAACACUAAUGAUGAUAUGAACCAUAGUAAUGUUGAUGAGUCCUUUGAGAGUGAUAAGCAACAAGACGUCUUGAAUUGUGAUACAGGACAACCAUUGGAGACGGGUCCUGAUAUAGUUAGUACUGAUAUGGAGCAAUUUUCAAUGCAGAACAGUCUUGUUGGGCUUGUUAACCAAUCAUCCUCAGAUGAUGAAGGCCACAAUUUUAACAUUUCUGACGAUGAUUUAGAGAAAGAAUCUUCCGGUGAAUUCAAUAUAAUUCGGGCAUUGGAUCGGUCGGCAUCGAUGGAAUCUGUUGAAUCACUAGAUGGAAGCAAUGUAAGUGAAAUUGAAGGUGAAAAUAUGGUGGAUAAGUUAAAGCGACAAGUUGAAUAUGAUAAGAAAUGCAUGAAUUCUUUGUAUAAAGAGUUGGAAGAAGAACGAAAUGCUUGGGAGGUUGCUGCAAGUCAAGCGAUGGCCAUGAUUACGAGGUUGCAAGAGGAGAAGGCUGCAAUGAAGAUGGAUUCUCUUCAUUACUUGAGAAUGAUGGAAGAGCAAGCAGAGUACGACGUAGAAGCUCUAGAAAAAGCAAACGAACUCCUGAAUGAAAGGGAGAGAGAAAUCCAAGAAUUAGAAACAGAGCUCGAAUACUACAGAUCUAAUUACUUGAUGACACAAUAGUCGAGUCUGAACAUGAACAAAGUGAUGGAGCAAA